AUGAGAGUGGGCUGCGUGAGGGAUGAAGACAUUUUUGAUGGAAAAGGUCUGAAAAUUUGACGACAGAGGUUUGACUUUGGAUGUACGUCACUUGGACGACCGGAAUUUUGUCUCUUUGUUUUGACAGAAAGUUUUCCUUUUUCUCCUCUUCCACAACUAUGGGGGCACUGUGGCGGACCGCAGGCUGCGCGCUUUUGCUGCUGCUGUGCGGGCUGGAUUUCUUGGUGUUCACACACGCCAACCGAAGGCUCGAGGUUUGCCAGCCCAUAUCCAUCCCGCUGUGCGCCGACCUUCCCUACAACGAGACCAUCAUGCCGAACCUCCUGGGCCACAGCACCCAAGCAGACGCAGCUACGGAUAUGCGCCGCUUCGACCCCCUGUUGCAGGCCCGCUGCUCAGCGGAUCUCAAAUUCUUCCUGUGCAGCGUGUACGCUCCUGUGUGCACCGUUUUGGAAGAACCCAUCCCCCCUUGCCGGACUCUGUGUGAGCACGCACACCGAGAAUGCGAAGCCAAUAUAACCGCGAUAGGCCUGGAAUGGCCGGAGAGGAUUCGCUGCGAGAAGUUCCUGGUGGGCGAAUUGUGCGUGGGCACUGUGGGCGCAGUCUAGCAUACGCAGGAGCCUCCAUUUUUUUCAGCUUCUGUCUCUUCUACACGAUCGCCAUCAUUAUGAACUGUUUGAACAUGAACAUAAUGUACUUAAUAAUGAUUCAUCCAUCCAUAUUCUCGACUAGGAUUAUGGUUGAACUGGAGCCUAACCCAUCUUACUUUUGGAAGGAAUCAGGAUACACCCAGGACUGGUCACCAGCUGAUGACAAGACAUAUGG
This is a messenger RNA of Hippocampus comes (tiger tail seahorse), 825 nucleotides long. RefSeq names its product frizzled-7-like. The coding region runs from base 81 to 608 and encodes 175 amino acids. Gene Ontology annotation, biological process: canonical Wnt signaling pathway; non-canonical Wnt signaling pathway. NCBI's taxonomy places the organism in Eukaryota, Metazoa, Chordata, Actinopteri, Syngnathiformes, Syngnathidae. Gene Ontology annotation, molecular function: Wnt-protein binding; Wnt receptor activity. The transcript has a single exon. Gene Ontology annotation, cellular component: plasma membrane. The record is from RefSeq and is a predicted model, not a curated record.